GCUGCCAUCAGUGAAAGACAAAGACAGAGUUUAUUGAAGGACAGUGAGAAGAUGAGUGAUCCAGAACCCUGCAGAAUUAAACGGGAAGAGACUGAAGAACUAAUAGAUGUGUUGGUGAAGGAAGAGAGUGAAGAACUGAGUGAAGAUGAGGAGAAGCAUCACGUCAAAACUCACGCAAAGACCGAACAGGUUUUUUCAGUGGAAAGAACAGCCGUAAAAGGUUUCACCUGCACUCAGUGUGGAAAGAGUUUCACCUACCAAUCUGAUCUAAAGCUUCACAUGAGGAUCCACACCGGAGAGAAACCUCACAAGUGUUCACACUGCCAUAAGGUAUUCAGUCAUUCAGGAAACCUGAACGCGCACAAAAUGAUUCACACUGGAGAGAAACCGUACACAUGUGCUCAGUGUGGGAAGAGUUUUACACGACAGUCACAUUUAUCACAACACCAGAAGAUCCACACUGGGGUGAGGGAGUUUGUCUGCUUUGAGUGUCAGAAGACUUUUAUUUCAGCUGGAGACUUGAGACGACACCAGAUGACUCACACUGGAGAGAAAAUGUACGCGUGUUCACACUGCGACAAGAGGUUCGGACAGUUACAAAUACUGAAGAUACAUGCAAGGAUUCACACUGGAGAGAAACCGUACACAUGUACUCAGUGUGGGAAGAGUUUCACGCAAUUAUCAAACCUCAAGCGACACCUGCUGCUCCACACUGAAGGGAAAACACACGACUGUGAUCAAUGAGGCAAAACAUUUAGGGUUUCUUCAAGUUUUAUUCUCUUAGAGUUUUACAAACAACAAAACAUACCUUCUUGAGAACUUUCCGGUAUUCACAGACAUCAGAUUUCACAGUGUAUAUGUUCAUACAUUACAAUCAUUUGUUAAUAGGUAAGCCCACAUGGAAUCUGCGCACGCAGAAGUCCACUGAUUUUUAGCCCGUC
Messenger RNA from Danio aesculapii, 941 nucleotides. RefSeq names its product zinc finger protein 1181. Gene Ontology annotation, biological process: regulation of transcription by RNA polymerase II. The record is from RefSeq and is a predicted model, not a curated record. Gene Ontology annotation, molecular function: RNA polymerase II cis-regulatory region sequence-specific DNA binding; DNA-binding transcription factor activity, RNA polymerase II-specific. The coding region runs from base 52 to 744 and encodes 230 amino acids. The transcript has 2 exons. Lineage: Eukaryota; Metazoa; Chordata; Actinopteri; Cypriniformes; Danionidae.